This is a messenger RNA of Pocillopora damicornis (cauliflower coral), 2227 nucleotides long. RefSeq lists its product as uncharacterized. NCBI's taxonomy places the organism in Eukaryota, Metazoa, Cnidaria, Anthozoa, Scleractinia, Pocilloporidae. Gene Ontology annotation, molecular function: protein binding. The record is from RefSeq and is a predicted model, not a curated record.
AUGGCGGACCAAGAAGGAAAUAUAUUUUCUUUUGACGAACUUGUAAAUAUUUUCAGUUAUCUUUCGCCUGGAGAACUUUCUAAAUGCUCUCAAGUCUGCAAAGAUUGGUAUGAAGCCUCCCAAGUUGGUUCUUUAUGGAAGAAGCAUUGUUUGCAGAAAUGGAACUUCUGUCAUCUGGGAAAACUGAAACCUGGAGAGAGAACAUGGCAGAGGUACUAUGUGGCUCGGAAUAAGAUUGAAACUGGUGUAGCCACAGGGAGGCCAGGCCAAGAUUAUGUAUGCAAAACAUUACGUGGGCAUAAGGGCCAGAUCACAGAUGCAGUUUUUGUCACAAGCAAUGAUGUUUAUAAUGAGGAAAUAAUUGAGAAGAAUGUCUAUCCGAUUGUUGCAAGCUGCAGUCAAGACAAGUCUGUAUGUGUAUGGAAUGUGCGAGAAGGAAGAAGUUUGUGGAAGAAGCAAUCUCAUGAAUCAUCGGUUGCCUGUCUAACAGUUUUCUCCAAUAAUACUCUGAUGGCAAGUGGAGAUGUUGGAGGGAACAUCAAGUUGUGGGACAUCAAUACAGAGCAAGCCUCUCCUUUGCAAGGCAGCCAUUCUGCUGUCGUAACCUCAAUGGUGUGUGGAAAAGAUGUAAUUGGACAAGAGAGAGGUGGAGACCAACUUCUUUUUGUUGGGUUCAGAGAUGGCUAUGUUAAGAUGUGGGAUCCACGGCAGACAUUAAGUCCUCAAUAUGAGCUAACAUGUUCAUUUGGGUUAAAUUGUGUGAAACUUCAAUCUGACCAUCUUAUGGCUGUAGCCUCUAAGUCUGAAAGCACCAUCAAGAUAUUUGAUAUAAGACACCUUGCACCAGACUGCUGGAAGAGCCCUGAGAUGCAAACCCUUCAGCAUCCAUCUGAUUCAGUUGUGACUUGCUUUAGUUGGGUUCAUGGCAAACAGAACCAAAUUAUUGCAGGGUUCAACAAUGGUGAUGUCAUCCUCUGGAAUACAGACACUAGGCAGCAGAUUCAUUGUUUUCAGGGACACAUAGGAGAGGUGUCAUGUAUCAGUACGAGGGGAUCAGCUUUGGUAACUGCUGGCCAUGAUCAUACUGUGCGUUUGUGGGAUUUAAACUCACUUGAGGCAUUACAAACCCAUACUAGUCAUGAGGGACCGAUUACAGGGCUGUAUAUUGACAGUUACAGAGUGAUAUCUUGCUCAAGGGAUUACUCCAUCAGAACUUACUGUUGGUCAAAGAGUUCAAACAAUCUAGACAGUAAAUACACUCUCCUUGGUGGCUCACUGCAAAGAGCAGGGAAUGGAUUUGAAAAAGUACUUUGUGAUUACUCUACAUGUGUUGGUAUGGCAAAUGAUGUUUUAAAAGCAUACUCUUUUCAGGUAUAAUCAUAACCAUUGCGAUUUCCUUCAAUGUGAUUGGUGCAUAAGCUGCAUUUUUUUUCUUUAAUUAUUCUGUAGAGUUGUAGUUGGACAGUGAAAUUGAACAGUUUGUUGUAAUUGGACACCUGUAAAUGGACAGUUAAAGCAGCCAGUUAUACUAAGUCCACUCAAUGAAAUCCACCUAUCGAAAAAUUGAUCAUAAUAGCCAUAGCAACAACCACUUCCCUACAAAACUGGGGGUUUCCAAAAUGAAAGAUUUUUGUACGUCAGACAAUGUCUCUAUCCGAGAUAUUUUUCCCAACUUUCUCUUCUUUCCACAGUUUUUAAAAUUUUCUUUUCAGAAGUUAUAAUAGUAAUGAUUAAAACCAUUUCUGUCUGUAAUCAUACUUCUAAUUAACAAAUCACACUCCUGCUGGGAUUUUGUCUAAUUUUGUUAAUGAUUAUUACAGUAACAGACUGAAUUGGACUUCACUCAAUCCUAUUACCAUUACUUGUUAGAAUUUUGAUUGUUAGAAACCAGUAAGAUUACAAUGGAAUUCCUUGAUUGUGUAACUAGGAUUUUCAUUUUUAUAACAAUUUCUGAUAAUGGUUGUGUAGCUAAUUAAAUUAAUGUACUUAGUUUGUUUAUAUGAAGCUCAAAACUAACUUUAUACUUAAAUAGCCUUUUGCACUAGUUUCUGACUGUUCAAACUUUACUACAAAGUAGAUUUUAACCAGUCAGCCUGAUACAGAUGUUCUCUUAAAGUGAGCAAAAUAUAUAUAUGUUUUUCAUGAGCACCAAAAUUUUAUUGAAAUGUACCUUAAAAACCAAAAUGCUGUCACAGGUGAUAUCAGUGAAACUAUAUUUUGAGAUUUC